This is a messenger RNA of Octodon degus (degu), 3181 nucleotides long. It is a transcript of the gene Il10ra, whose product is annotated as interleukin 10 receptor subunit alpha. The coding region runs from base 70 to 1815 and encodes 581 amino acids. The record is from RefSeq and is a predicted model, not a curated record. Gene Ontology annotation, molecular function: protein binding. Lineage: Eukaryota; Metazoa; Chordata; Mammalia; Rodentia; Octodontidae. The transcript is spliced from 7 exons.
GUGCUCGGCGGAGCUGCGCGGCUGAAGUUGAGCUCCCGCUCCGGCUCUAGACGAUGCGGCGCGCCUAGGAUGCUGCCGCGCCUGCUAGUGCCUCUGGCGGCGCUCCUCUGCCUGCGCCUCGCCCCGGGCACGCACGGCUCAGAACUACCAAACCCUGCAACGGUGUGGUUUACAGCAGAAUUCUUCUACCACGUCCUCUGCUGGGAGCCCAUCUCAAAUCAGUCCAAAAGCACCUACUAUGAGGUGGAGCUCCAGUGGUAUGGAAGAGAAUGGAAGUUGGUACCCCACUGUAGCCACGCCCCAGAGCUGUGCUGUGACAUCACCAACGUCACCCUAGACCUGUACCAUAACAAUGGUUACCGUGCCAAAGUCCGGGCAGUGGAUGGCGGCCGACACUCCAACUGGACCUUGGCCGAUACCCGCUUUUCUCUGGAUGAAGUAACUCUGAAGGUUGACAGUGUGAAACUAGAGAUGCGUGAGGGCUUCAUCUUCGGAAAGAUCCAGCUCCCCAGGCCCCAGGUGGCCCCUGCAGGUGUCACAUAUGAAAGCAUCUUCACUCACUACCGCCAGUAUGAGAUUGACAUUCGCAAGGCACCAGAACGCUUUAAGUUCUCAGGCGAGAAGGUAGACCAUGAGAACUUCAGCCUCCCAAUCCCUGGGGAGGUGGGAAAGUUCUGCAUCCAAGUGAAGCCAUCUGUUGGCUCCCGAAACAACAAGGGGCUCUGGUCCAAGGAAGAGUGCGUUGUCCUCACUAAGCAGUAUAUCACUGUGACCAGCCUUAGCCUCUUCUUCCCGCUCAUCCUGCUGCUCUGUGGACCCCUGGCUUACUGUCUGGUCCAGCUGUAUUUGCGGCGCCGGGGAACACUACCCACUGUCCUGGUCUUCAAGAAACCCAGCCCCGACGUCCUUGUCAUUGGGCUGCCCUACCCAGAGACGAUGCAGGACACCAUCCACCCCCUUGACAUAGAGAUCUUCCAGAAGGUAUCCCCAGAGCUGAAGAACUCAGACCUGCACAGCAGCACGGACAGUGGCUUCAGCAGUACCAAGCCAUCCCUGCAGAUGGAAGAAUCUCAAUUCCUCCCUGCCCCUGACCCUCGGGCCAGUGGGGUUCCAGAAAACGGGGAGCCCCCAGAUCUGCAGGCCAGCUGCAGUGCCAGUGGCAGCGGCAGCAGUAGCAGCACAGACAGCGGGAUCUGCUUGCAGGACCCUAGUCUAAACCCUGGCUCUGAGCCUCCUUGGGAGCAGAAGGUGGGGAGCACAAGCCAGGGCCAGGAUGACAGUGGGAUCAGCCUUGUCCAAAACUCUGAGGGGCAACCUGGGAGCACACAGGGCAGCUCUGCCUUGGGCCACGUACAUCGCCCAGGGCCUGAGGUCCCUGAAGAAGACGACCAAGCCACAGUGGCCUUCCAGGGCUACCUGAAACAGACCCGAUGCAUCGAAGAGAGGACAGCUGUAGCGGCCAGCCUGGAGGCAGAGACCCCUUUGACAGAUUGUCUAUGCCCGCAGGUCAAGACAUGUGUGGAUACUGAGGCAGGCCGGCCUUUUCCAGCUCUGGCCAAAGGCUAUUUGAAGCAGGAUCCCCCAGAUAUAACUCUGGCUCCCUCAAGCAUCCCAUCAGGACAGUGGAACCAGUUGACUGAGGAGUGGCCAUUCCUGAGUGUGACUACUUGUGGUGACCUGGGACCAUGUGACUGGGCUCCUACCCAAGAUCUUGCUCCUGGGGACUGUGUGGCAGCCCCAGGAGGCCUCUUGGGAAGCUUUGACUCAGACCUAGUCACCCAGCCUCUGAUCUCCAGCCUGUACUCAAGUGAGUGACUCAUGCGAAGGGACUAUCUCUAUCUCAGCUGUGCCUGCUCACCUGCAGGUAGCAGGAGGAGGAACCCGGGGGUCAGAGGACGAUGCAGGCCCCUCUGCAAGCCCCUGGGGUCAGUUGUAGCCUGUCCCCCAGGGCAGUGCAGGCCAUCCUGAUGGAGUGGUGCAGGGUGCACAGGUGGUGCUGACUUGUUUUGCUGAGUGGGCCCUGCAGGCCUUAUCAAGGCCAAGAGAGGCAGGGCAGAGACCUCCCUCCUUGGGCUUUUUUCUAUCUCGUCAAGGAGUGUAUGCUCAUGGAACCAUGGAGCUUUCUUGAGACAAGGUCUGGCUGCCAGGUUGAGGUCAGCUCAGGUCCAGAAGCCUCCUUCAGGACAGCCAGGUGUCAGCCAGUUGGAGUACUGUAAGAUGCAGCCUGCCCCACCCCCCUUGUUCAAGGUUGCAAGCACCAUCUCUAGGAGAAGCAGGAGCACAGCACAGUUUUAUUGGAAGGGUGGUGUGUCACAUGGAGACGCUGUUCUGCUGGCAGCCUUCUCAGGCAGGGAACCUGUCCCUAGAGUGCUUCAGGCGUGUCUGCCCUAGCCAGGCAGUCAAACAGUUACUACAUCACUACGGAGCCAAGGAAGGACAAAGGGACUGAGACCAGGGACACAGAUCCUGCAGACUGGGCUAAAAGGAAGUAGACUCCAGAACCCAUCUUCCCAGGGCUAGCAUCCAGGAGGAGCACUUGACGUUGUGCCUAAACAGCUGCUGGUCACCAUCACAGCGGGGCAGACGUAGGCCCUGCUUUCCCAUUGUUCAAACAAAGUCAGUUUACGGUCCCCAGACAGGGACUGUAGGCAGGGAGACAGGCCUGUGGGUGCCUGCCAGGGCCAUCUCUCAGCUCUCUGCAUUUCUGCGUCACAUUCUCAACGUGGGCCUUUUGGCCUAGGAAAUUCUGCCAUGGCAUUCUACCAAGAAGCUUAUAGAUGCCGGCCUGAUAACUCCCUCUGGAAACAGGCCUACUGGAGGAUUGCUCAGGGUUUCCUUGAAAGCUUUAUUUAUUUAUUUUGCUCAUUUAUUUAUUGAAGAAGUGGAAAAUGAUUGUUGGUCUCUCAGAAGCCCUGGCAUUCUAGUUUUACGUCCACCGUUUCUAGUUGUGUGAUGCUGGGCCCUUCUCUCAAGCCUGGUUUCUUGUCUGCAAAACAGGAAAAGAUGGUUGGUUUGUUAAAUUUGUAGGGACGCAAAGCAUGAUGGGAACAUGGAUGUGACUGAUGGAGCGCAGAUCUCCGCGAGUGAGUGGUGUAUGGGUUUUUAUAUAUAUGAAAUUUUAUUCUAAUAAAUUGUCAAGACCAGUGGGCAUCCUGGAAGAACCACACAGAUUCCUGAUGUA